AUGAGCACGCAGAAGAUCAUCCCAGGCCUUGAUGAUGACAUGGCCGAGGCACUACCAGGAGUUGAGAUGACUCCACCUCUGGAUCAACCUAUUGCGUUUACAGGGGCAGUGACACCGAAGCCCAUCCAACGAAGCAGAUCAUCGAGAAGUUCAUUGACACCGAAGCUUCAGCCAAGCAGAUCGCAAAUGUUGGCAAGGAUGCCGACGAGUAGAGCCGAGAUGCUGGCCAAACAGAACCGAGCGAUCGCGAAAAUCAAAGCUCCGUCCAAGAAAAUCUCAACGUCCGAGUGGAUGGCAUACAGAAUCGACCAAUACAUUUCAACUAGGAGAGGACAAACAGCGUCACUGUCGAUACUGGGACUGAUGCUCAUGACAAUAGGCGGGUUCUUCUUAAAAGCAGUGGAACCAUCGCAUGCGUUGAGGGAAACAGUGUGGGAAGCGUGGACAUAUUUGGCGGAUGCAGGCACGCAUACAGCGUUAGUGGAAGAGGGCAUGCGAGUAGUGGGCGUAUUGAUGAGUCUAAUAGGUAUCUUGUAUUUCUCCGUGAUCAUGGGUUUCGUCGUCGACGGAAUUCGAGCCAAGAUGGAUAUGCUGAAAAAAGGCAAAUCAAAUGUUGCGGAACAGAAUCACACACUUCUUCUGGGAUGGUCUGACAAAUCGAUUUCUCUGAUUCGACAAAUCUGUUUGGCCAAUGCGAGUGAAAACGGUGGGGUUAUCGUGGUCCUCGCUGAAAUUGAAAAAGAAGAAUUAGAAUCCGAGUUAGAAUCUCAGAUGCGCAAAGAGGAACUUCGAGGAACACGCGUCAUUUUCCGUACAGGUACACCAUUGCUAUCGGUAGACCUUCUGAAAGUUUCGGCCCAUCGCGCAAGGAGUAUCAUUAUCAUGGCAAUUUCAUCAGGAGACGCAGAUCGGUCUGAUGCAGCUAUACUGCGUACUGUCCUCAGCUUGAAGACUUUACCCGAGUUAUCAGGGCACAUUGUGGCUGAGUUACGCGACAUCGACAAUGACCCGCUACUACGACUCGUAGGUGGAAAUGAUGUUGAAAUUCUGGUUUCGCACGAUGUUAUAGGCCGUCUAGUUCUCAUGUCAGCUCGAUCUCCUGGCCUUGCUCGAGUAUAUUCAGCUCUUCUGGGCUUUGAAGGCAACGAAUUCUACUUCAAAGCGUGGCCCGAGUGCGUCGGUGUAUUGUUUAGUGGUCUUGCUGAGCGUUUUCCAAACGCAACUCCAUUAGGUAUUAAGCGGAAAAGUGGCGAGGUAUUUAUUUGUCCACCAGCAGACUUGGCUGUCGAAGAAGGAGACGAAAUUCUGGUUUUAGCCGAAGACGACGACACGUACAAGGCGUGUCCUCCAGUACCGAUUGAGGUUGGGAAAGUGCCAGUGCCUCCGGCUAAAGUGUCUAGUCAAGAGCGGAUUUUAAUGUGCGGAUGGCGUCGAGAUAUCCGAGAUAUGAUCCAGCUACUCGAUGCUGUUGUCCAGUCUGGAACAGAGCUACACAUGAUUUGUGAAGAACCCAUUCAGUUGCGGAAUAAAAGCCUGCUCGAUAGUGGCUUGGACAUUAACACCCUGACGAAUCUGAGGAUAGUUCAUCACUUGGGCAACACGGCAAUCCGAAGACAACUCGAAAAACUUCCUUGGAGCUCCUUCACGUCGAUCAUGAUAUUGUCGGAUCAGUCUCGAGAAACUGAUAUUAUGCAUUCAGAUUCACAUUCAUUGGCCUCUUUACUGCUGAUUCGAGACUUACAAGGGCAAAGCUUGAAAAUGACCAACGAGUCGGACGCUGUGCCCAAUUACUGUAAGUGUAUCAGCGAAAUUCUGGAUCCACGGACACAACGAACAAUUUCGACAAGCGCGACGAUACUCAAACUGUCAGAGUUUAUUCAAUCGAACGAACUCGUGAGUUGUAUCCUGGCGAUGAUUUCUGAGAGUCGAGAUGUACGAGUGAUACUUGAUGAGUUACUGGGACCUCAAGGGGCGUAUUUCGAAGUAGAACCUUCGACUCGGUACUGUGAAGUAUUCGAAAAAGUAUCAUUUUGGCAAUUGGCCAAGCGGGCGAUGACUCGAGGUGAUAUUUUGUGUGGUUAUCAAGUUCGUGGUGCAGAAGAAACUGUGUUAAACCCGGAAGGCAAAGAUCAGCCCAGACUAUGGAGCAACACAGAUGUAAUCGUGAUAAGAAAUGCCAAGAACAAUGUAUUGCCGACUCGGAGAUCUUCCCUCACUGUUGUGAAUGCUGACGACUUUGAGCGCACCACCAAGAGCCGACAAGUGAAGGACCAGCUUUCUCGACAAAGGUUAUUGUCUGCUAUUAUCCAAGACGCAGAUCUUGUCAAACCUACGAAAGCUGGUGAUGUCGAGCGUACAACCGUCAUGAGAGCAUUGUCCAGUUUCGCCGAAGAUGACGACGAUGGCUACGGUAGCCAUUCCACACCGUUCGGGUUUUCUCUAAAUCGACAAACCAACGUCCGUAGUCUUAUCACUGCCGCAAGAAUGCUGGCUGAUGCGCUUGAACAGGCCGAAAACAGUCGCUCUAUGGGCAACGAAUCCUGCGAAGAGUUCGACGAGACCCUGUCCGAAUUUGAUUAAGGC
Molecule: messenger RNA, 2583 nt
Organism: Phytophthora nicotianae INRA-310
Lineage: Eukaryota; Oomycota; Peronosporomycetes; Peronosporales; Peronosporaceae
Exons: 3
Coding region: 1-2580 (859 amino acids)
Biological process (GO): monoatomic ion transport
Source: RefSeq, a predicted model, not a curated record